Molecule: messenger RNA, 953 nt
Organism: Peromyscus californicus insignis
Lineage: Eukaryota; Metazoa; Chordata; Mammalia; Rodentia; Cricetidae
Product: S-phase kinase-associated protein 2-like
Exons: 2
Coding region: 1-528 (175 amino acids)
Source: RefSeq, a predicted model, not a curated record
AUGAAUGAGCUCAUGCCUUGCAUCCUAGAAGUUGUGAAUCUCUCCUGGUGCUUUGAGUUCACUGAAAAACAUGUGCAAGCAGCUGUGGCACAUUUAUCAGCGACCAUCAGCCAGCUCAACCUCAGUGGCUACCGAAAGAACCUCCAGAAAACAGAUCUUUGUACCAUAAUUAAACGGUGCCCCAACCUUGUCCGCCUCGACUUAAGUGACAGUAUCAUGCUAAAGAAUGACUGCUUUCCAGAAUUUUUUCAACUCAACUACCUCCAACACCCCUCACUCAGCCGGUGCUAUGAUAUAAUACCUGAAACUCUACUUGAACUCGAAGAAAUUCCCACACUAAAAACACUGCAGGUCUUUGGAAUCGUGCCGGAUGGCACCCUUCAGCUGUUGAGAGAAGCCCUUCCUCAUCUGCAGAUUAAUUGUGCCUAUUUCACCACCAUUGCAAGGCCAACUAUGGACAACAAAAAGCACCCGGAGAUUUGGGGUAUCAAGUGCCGACUGACUCUGCAAAAGCCCAGUUGUGUAUGAAGUGCUUGCUGCAGGGCGGUGUCUCCUUCUCCUCUGGAAUGAGGAACACAGGCAGCAAAUCCACUUGCUGGAGACCUUGGUUACCUUUCCUGUUGGUUUUACCUUAGCCUUCAUUAUGCGUGUAUGUUAGGGAGCCAUUUGCAAGGGAGAACUAUAAAGUGUUGCUUUUUCAAGAAUACAGAGACAAUUCCGUCAGUGCUGUGCCCUCAGAAGCCAUGUGUUAUUACGUCUUUGGAAAUUUUAGGUGAACCUGUUAUUUCAAAAUAGCUUUUUAAAGCAAAAUUUGAGCCAACUCUUCCAAGUGCCCUUCAGAUUAAGUCUAUUUAGAAUCACAUUUUUAAAAUUACCCCUGGCUAACAGUUUCCAUGGUGUUUGUCAUAACUUUUUAUCUAUUUAAUUAUUCAGUAUUUUAUAAAACUUGAUUU